Molecule: messenger RNA, 9934 nt
Organism: Fundulus heteroclitus (mummichog)
Lineage: Eukaryota; Metazoa; Chordata; Actinopteri; Cyprinodontiformes; Fundulidae
Gene: dtx1
Product: deltex 1, E3 ubiquitin ligase
Exons: 10
Coding region: 757-2685 (642 amino acids)
Biological process (GO): Notch signaling pathway; protein ubiquitination
Cellular component (GO): nucleoplasm
Molecular function (GO): zinc ion binding; ubiquitin protein ligase activity
Source: RefSeq, a predicted model, not a curated record
UGCGUAAUUGACAGAUGGGCUACGUUGAUGUUCAUGCAUACAGGUGUGCACGGCUGCUCGCGCUGGAACAACGUGGGGCCGCGUCUUUGCGCUACGGGCGCCUGCUUGCUGGCGUGGCACAGAAAUAAAGGGGUGCCCCUGCUUCUCCACCGGCAGGUCUGCACCGCUCGCUUUGCAAACCGCGCAACUGGGGCAUGCACCCAGUGAGCCCGCAGCAGCAGCGACAGCGGCGCACCAACAAGCUGCUGGGAGCUGGGAGCCUCUGCGCGGCUGCACAGCGACGGCUCGCUCUUUCGUAACGAAGUCGGGAACCUGGCUCAUUUUGAGAUUUAAGUGUUUUGAGAUAACGGCUGGUGAAAACGCGGAGGGUUUGGACAUUGUUUUUUUUAUUAUUAUUAUUAUUAUUUGUUGUUUUUUUUUACACCCCUCUAUCUGGUUUUCAUCCUUUUCCCGCAAGAUGAAGCUUCUUACCUGACAGAUCUGUGGCACCACGGCUGCUGCUGUCUACAGGACAAGACAGAGGCAUCAAAGUGGCACAUGUCAGAAAGAGACCUGCAGAAGAUGACUUCAUCGGAGCCGAUUGCCUGAAAGCAGCAUGAGAUAACCGAGGACUGCUGAUUCGAGCUGUUUUCUCUUUGAGGGCUGGUCCAAAAAAGAUGUUCCUGUGUGUGAGCUGACUGACGGGGGGUACGGGUCGCAGUGGUGUUCUAGCACGGGACGCAGCCAGCAGCUCAGACGCAGACACCACCAAGGGAGAUGGCGCGCCCCGGAUCGGGGCUGCUGGUGCCCAUGAACGGGGUGGGGUACCCACCCCAGAACCUGGCCAGGGUGGUGGUCUGGGAGUGGCUGAAUGAGCACGGCCGCUGGAGGCCAUACAGUGCAGCAGUGUGCCACCACAUCGAGAACGUACUGAAGGGGGAUGCCCGGGGAAGUGUGGUUCUGGGGCAGGUGGAUGCCCAGCUCUCCCCUUACAUCAUCGACCUGCAGUCUAUGCACCAGUUUCGACAGGACACAGGCACCAUGAGGCCAGUGCAGAGGAACUUCUACGAGCCGUCAUCGGCCCCAGGCAAAGGUGUGGUGUGGGAGUGGGAGAACGACAACGGCUCGUGGACGCCGUACGACAUGGAGAUCUGCGUGACCAUCCAGAACGCCUACGAGAAGCAGCACCCGUGGCUGGACCUGACCUCUCUGGGCUUCUGCUACCUCAUCGACUUCAACAGCAUGUCCCAGACCAACCGGCAGAGCCAGCGCAAGCGGCGCCUCCGGAGGCGCAUGGACCUAGCGUACCCGCUCAUCAUGGGCUCCAUUCCCAAGUCGCAGUCGUGGCCCGUGGGCGCCAGCUCUGGCCAGCCCUGCUCGUGCCAGCAGUGCAUCCUGGUGAACAGCACAAGAGCCGCCUCCAACGCCAUCCUGGCCUCCCAGCGGCGCAAGCUCUACGGAGGGGCGGCUGGCAACCCGGGCGCCACAGGGACCCUCGGCGGAGUGCGGCAGAGCAACACCUUCGCCGGGACCUCCCUGUGGUCCCCGACGUCCGGCUUCGCCAGCGCCAACCACAACAACAUAAGCGUGGGAGGUGGGCAGCCCAAAGCUGAACAGGUGCAGUCGCCGCUGUCUUCUGCCAACUUCCCCGGUUCCCCCGUGAUGCCGACGCUUUCAUCCUCCCACGGUCACCACGCGCUCACCAUCAACGGACAGAACAACCUGAACCGGCCAGGCACCCAGCGCAUUUCCAUGGGGACCACCCGAGGAGCCAUCCCGCCAGGUGUUCCUGCUUUACCAGUGAAGAAUCUGACCGGCUCUGGACCUGUGCACCCGGCCCUAGCAGGUAUGACGGGUAUCCUGAUGUGCGCUGCAGGUCUGCCCGUUUGCCUGACUCGAGCCCCAAAGCCUAUUCUGCACCCACCACCUAUCAACAAGAGCGACAUGAAGCCUGUGCCAGGGAUCAAUGGCAUGCGGCGCAAAACCAAGAAGAAGCACCUGAAGAGAGGGAAAAACCCAGAAGAUGUCGUCCGGAGAUACACGGAGAAGAUUAAAGUGGUGCCAGAUGAGGACUGUACCAUCUGCAUGGAGAGGCUGGUGAUGUCGUCGGGCUAUGAAGGCGUCCUGCAGCACAAAGGCAUCAAGCCAGAGCUGGUGGGAAAACUUGGCAAAUGUGGUCACAUGUACCAUCUGCUGUGCCUGGUGGCCAUGUACAACAAUGGCAAUAAGGAUGGCAGCCUACAGUGCCCAACAUGUAAAACCAUCUAUGGGGAGAAAACAGGCACCCAGCCCCCUGGAAAGAUGGAGUAUCAUGUCAUCCCCCACUCUCUGCCCGGCUACUCAGACUGCAAAACGAUCCGCAUCGUGUACGACAUCCCCGCCGGGAUCCAGACCAACGAGCAUCCCAACCCCGGCAAGAAGUUCAGUGCGAGAGGCUUCCCUCGACACUGCUACCUCCCUGACAACGAGAAAGGCAGGAGGGUGUUAAAGCUGCUCAUUAUGGCUUGGGACCGCCGCCUCAUCUUCACCAUCGGCACAUCCAGCACCACGGGAGAGUCGGACACGGUCGUGUGGAACGAGAUUCACCACAAGACAGAGUUUGGCUCCAACCUGACCGGCCACGGCUACCCUGACCCCAACUACUUGGACAAUGUCUUGACGGAGCUGUCGGCCCAGGGCGUCGGAGAAGACAAUCUGAAGGACUGAUGGCCAGCCCCUUGGCAACCAGCAACAGAGUCCAGCAUCCUUCAGAGAACGGGGACAGUGCAUGAUCCGCCGCCAUUCGUCUGAAAAAACUCCUUAACAGCUUACAACCUGAAACGUUCCUCAGAAGUUGGCUGACUGAGAGCAAUAGAAGCAAAAACCAAUGGUUUAGAUUUAAGUUUGAUCUCCACCCAGCUGUCUCUUGAUCCAUGCCUUGAGGAUAUUGAGUCCACGAUGAGCUCACUCCCACAGGGAUGAGGAUGAUUUUAUACUCGUAUCGGAAGCUGCAAGCUGCGAUUUGUACGUAACCCCUUUUAGACUUAAACCUCUAAAGUCUCUACACUUACGAGUUGAAUGGUCAGACGUAUUUUAAAGGCUAAGCUCUUGAAGGCAUGACCCUGACUGACGCUGCCUAAUGAAUGUUGACCAAAUAACUACAGCAGGGCGAGGAGGCACCGGAUACGUGGGAGAGAAUUUUAACUAUGAAAGUGUAUCAGAAUCGUUUUCUGCUUUGCUCUUUUUGAUUAUAUAGUUAAUAAUUGCCCUGUGCUUUUCAAAAAGUAUUCACACCCCUUCUCACAUUAUAACUGCAAACUUCAAUGCGUUCUAGCUGGGUUUUAUGUGAUAGACGCAGACACGGUCGUGGAAAAUUACGGUUUAAAGCAUAGUUUUGAAUUUAUUUUUUUACAAAUAACCUACUUUUACUGCAACAACAGCAAGCCUUUUGGGGUAUAUCUCUAACAGCUUUACACAUUUAGGGAUCAGUCAAAUAGGGGCAACAGCAUAUGUCGGGCUGACCAUAUUUUGAUUUGCAUAAAACAGGACUCUUGGCCCAGAUGUGAAACACUUUAAUGAUACGCUGUUUGCUUAAAGAAGCCUCAUAAUUGCAUACAUAUUUAAAGUAUGCCCUCUCUGUGUGGUUAGAUUUAGAUAAAUGUCAGAUGAGCUUUCAUAAGUCAUCGAGUACAAACAAACGACCAGCGCCGCCCUGCUGCUGUGUCUGUGAAGGGAGAAGCACCACCCACAAGGCGGCAGCUCGGGGAUGACCCUUCGCGUGAAAGAAAGGUCGAUGUUUGAUCGCCCUGGUGUCUGUCAACAUCGAUUUUUACUCUCCAAAUUGUUUGAUGAGGAGAUCAAACGCACGUUUAAUUAAAGCUUACGCAUAAGGGGAACAAACUCGGAUCCCAGCAUGUGGAUCAGCGGGUCCGCUCUGACUGACAGAGAUGUCUGCCUAUCUUUAUGGGCUUCCCGUGGGCGGGAGUGGUGAUAACAAGUUGUUGUUCUCCAAGGCGAAGGGUCUUAGUACCCAGCACCUACCAGUGCUGCAGCUGGGCUUUAUCAACAGAUGGAGACGGGAGGAGAAACGACUCCCACAUCCUGAAACGGAUUACCAAGUUCAGCUCAACAACAUGCUGCAGCUGCGCACCUUUUACAUAUAUGCAUCGUACAUAAUACAAAAAGUAAAAUGUCCAUUACAGGACAAACUUUAAACGGUGCUUUUCUUCUCGUCACUUCUACAUACGGGCCACAUUUGUGGAGUGUAUCAACAUAUUCUUUCUUUAAACUUCUCAACUUCCUCCCUGAUCUGUCUGCUCUGUCCCUCAGCAUUUGCGAGGCUUUUUCUUCACAGAUCUCCGCUAACAAACCUCUCAGGCCUUCACCGAACAUAUAGAUUUACACUGAGAUUAAAUUGAACAGAGACUUUAUUUGCUAUUUAGAUUAACUGUGAAGGCAGUUGGUUGCAGUGGCUUUUAUCUAAUUAUGGAGUGUGAAAAGACGGGAAAAUCGUUUGUCGUUUUCCUUCCACGUCCCACUUUUUUUGGUAUUUUCAAUUCUUCAGUACCCAAAAAAUAAAUAAAUCCAGACGAAAUACAUAAAAGUUUGUGGUUGUAAUGUGACAAAUUGUGAAAAAGAUCAAAGGGUGUGAUUACUUAUUCUAGGCACUGUACUUAAAACUGGCUGUGCAAUCAUUAGGGUAAACUUCCCAGCUUUCUUGAUGCUAUUUAAGGUCACUCUGGCGUUUUCAAUUUUCAUUUGUCCAGAAAUGUUUAAAUUUCCGUGAGAUAAAGACGUAUAGUUUACGGGUUGAAACGAGCGUCCCGUAACGGCAUGUAACGGGGUGUUUCGAGCUGAGGCUGUGCAGCAGGAUUUGCUCAAAGCUUGAACUCAUUCGUUUUGUCGGCCUGCCGGUGAGGCUGACCCCUGCGAACGGAAAGCCCGCUCUAUUAUUCUCCACUGUUGAAAGUUUCCCAGCCGUUGGCUCAAUUCAUCAUGCGAGUGCGUGGUCGGCUGCCAUGAGGCGUAGCGGUGCUGGUUUUAAGUCCUCGAGUGGAACAGCUGAGCGCCCAGACGGACGUUCCUCUCUCGGACACCAGUGGUUUCCCUUUCAGAGCUCCAUCAUGGGGCAGCGCUUCUGCUCCGGCGAGCCCUUCCUGCUGAUGGGGGCGCCAUGCUGAGCUCAACAGCCUGUACAGUGUGUGCAGUGAAACAUUUCCUUUCCUGAGUGAGCUCCUGCUGGUUUAGGCUGAUCCCGACGUAUGGUUUCAGCCUCCCUCCCUCUUAGCUGUAGGGGGCUCGAUCGAAAGAAUGAGGAAAUUUUCCAUCUUGUAUAUUGGCAGAGAAGGUGUUUUUAUUUAAACUUCGUUAUCCUCAGAUAUGAUGUCCCUGAGCUUGAGAUCCUCAAGGUCCUUGUGACGUUUCUUCGCAGCCUAUUGGUGGAUAACUCCUCUGAGUGUAUCUCAUCAACUUUAAUGAGUUGGCCCGCUGGUAAAAGGUUUUAUUAGGGGGGAGCAACCAGCCCGGGGCAGAAUCAUAGUCUUCCAUAGCACCUUGAGGCAACUUUUCUGUUUAAUCAGUAUUUUCAAUUUUUUGAGAAGAUGUCUAUAAUUGCUAUUAAUUGUCUUUUUUUAAGUUGAUGUUUAUAAACUAGCUUGCAAUGCUUUAAAAAAAUAUAUAUCUAUAUAUAUAUAUCUAAAUGUAUGAUAUAUAAUUGCAGAUGUGAUAUACCUUUAACUUCAAGCUCAGUUUGAGUCGGUGGCGUAAGUUUAGUUUAUUUUUAUACUCCUCUAUAUUUAGAAAUAAAAGAUUGUCCCACAUAUUUAUACACAGGCACAUGUGAAAAUGGAUUCUGGCAAAGUCUGUCAGUUUGUCAGGGACCGAAACAUGUACGACUUGUCAUGAACGUUGUAUAUUACAAGCGGCUGUCGUUACCUUAAUGCAGAAUCUGCGUUGCUGAUUGCCUGUUGGACACCAGGAAACUUUUAUUUUGGGCCAGGGAACAUUAGCAGCAUGAAGAUGUUUGGUUUUCUCCCCAAGGAAGGGCUUUUUUUUUCUUCUACAUGUCGAGAACUUGUUGUGAUCCUUUAUGUGAAAUCUUACAGGGAAAGGUGUCUGGGUUUAAUAGUAGAUAUAUAUGUUAGAGUUUGUUUUAGUAAAUUGAUUUGGUCUGUAAACCCAGUCAAAGAGCAUGAAAACAAAGAGAUAUAAUUAUUAUCAUCAGUCAUCAGCUGUCUGCAAUAAUGUGAGUAGGAAAGAAAUUUCCACUCUAAUAAAAAUAACCGCAACAAGAUAACCAAAAUACACGUGUAAUAAGUCCAAAUCUCUGGUAAUAUAAAAAAAACAAUCUAGUUUCAUGGGUGCAGCAAUAUUUCCAUAGGAUAAAAUAAUGUUCAAAUAAACUAACUCAUGAUUAUAGUGUAACAAAGAUAAUUCACAUUUAAAAUUAAAUGAAAAAUGCCUCUCCCUGGCCACCUUUUGGUACCCCAGGUAAGGAUGUGGUGAAGAGCUUGUUAUUUUUUUUCCAUGCCAAAAAAAUAACAAAAGUAAACCUUUUUUCAUUUUGUUACAGGUAUACACAAUUGACACUUUACAAGUCAUUUAAAAUGAAUUUAACUGAAGCUGUUUUUGUUUAUUUGUAAUUUACUAGAGUUAAUCAGAAUGUCUAAGAACCAUUUGUUACUAAUCCGAGACCUCCUGUUUCCCAGACAUGACACAGAGGCCAGUUUUCUCCUAGUCAAUCAUCUAAAUGGGAAAGACAAGAGAUCAUGCCAUUCCAGAAAGGUGGCAGUAUCAGUAUACGUCAAAAAAUAGCUUCAAGAAAAUAACUUUCCUUUUAAUGUUGCUCCAUAUCUACAGUCAGAAGAAUGAUUAAAAUGUUUCUGAGAGCUGGAGCUGCAACAAACAAGGCCAAACCCAGUUAGUCUUCCCAUUGUACGCAGUGAGCAGGGCGCUAAGGCAGGUUAAAGAAAACUCUUUGAAGCUCCCUGUUGGAGAACUCCAGCACAGAGUGUCCAUUUCAAUUCCCGCAUCUAAAUGAUAUGGAAAAAUCUGUGAGCAGAACCGAAGAGAAGAGAGCUUUAGAGGAGAUCCAGGAUUUUGGAUGAUUUAGAGAAACUAUGUGAAGAGGAGUGGACAAUGAUCCUUCUCUGUAUGCGCAAAAGGCUGAGAAAUGUAGAAAAAGACAAGGGGCUGUCCUCCUGGCAAAAGGGUACAACCCAAGAUAUUAACAGCAGGAGCGCCAAUAAGAGUGGCACUGAUUAUUUUGGUAAAACUAAUGGUUUCAAUUGAGAUAUUGCUUUCUUUACAAGUCAAUUUACUCAAAAGUUGGAUUUUUUUUUUUAUCUGUAUGAGUUUAUACUAAAAAGUCCUAUUUGAUGACACAUUUAAGAGUCUUCACACAUCUUUACCGGGGGUGCCGAUAAGUGGGUAGGGUCCUGUAAGAGCCCACAUUUCGAGCAUUACCCCUGCAAGUUUGCGAAGAGUUGCAACGUCAGCACAACUGAGCUCAUUUUUGUACUGCAUGAUGCAAAAGAUUUGGGAAAUCUGCAAGUUAGAUUUUCUUGGCUGUGAUGCAGAACCUAAACUUAUAUAUGCUGUAAUGAAUUAAACAGAACAACAUUCAGUGGGGAGUUCUGUCAGAUUUGGUGGAGCAUUUCUAAAUGCUUUUAGAAAAGCAAAACCAAAGAAAAAGCUCCAAUCCUCCACAGACGUCUGCAGUGCUGAGUGUCAGUCGCCGCCGUUUUACCGGCAGCAACUGCAUAACCCACCCUGCUUAGUAUAGACGUAAGCAAAAAGCUGAAACGUUAGCCUCGAGCCUGGACAGUUAUCCUCAACUGUGCGUGUACAGCAUGAGCGCGCUGAAACCCACUACCGAGCUAUUAGCUGCAAAACAAGCAUUUGAGCUCAUAGCAAGCACAAAAUAUGUUACAAACUGUUACAGAGCGAAGAAUAUUGAUUUGCCAAAGGUAUUUUCUUUGGUUUCAGACAGCGUUCUGCUGUAUCGUCCUGAUUAUCUGUUUAAACCUAAAUUUGUUAUUUCAAUCUCUCUAGUAAACGAAAUAUGCUAAAACAAAACUGGUAUAGAAGUGUAACGUUUGACCCAGGUGUUAAAAACAGACGCCGGUCCAGGUUUCCUCCUUUUUCUAAAAAUGGGACAGCAGGGGAGAAAGCUUUGAAUCAGGGAUUUUUUGUUUCUUUUUUCGACGUUGGGGGGGUUCAGAAACGGAAAGAAAAUAAUUUGCCUGAAUAAAGAAGAAAGAGAAGGCUUUUAUGCAAUUUCCUAUUUUCAAGCUCUAGACAUGGCUUGUGUGUAGCAGGACGGGAGAUUUCUGGUUUAUGUGACAGCGGAUGUUUCCUUUAUAGUUUGCCUACCUCCUCCUGGUUAAUGAGCAUAUAGGGGGUUGCGGUCUGACGAUGUUAAUAUGCUAUGUAUUUGAAAACAUAUAUUUUGUAUGUAUUUUUUAACGAUUGUCUCUAAAAAGAAAUCUUGUGCAACAUUACUGCUUCGUUCCGUUUAUUAGUUUCACACUUUCGCGUUUGAUUGUAGGUGGGAUAUAAGUGAUCAAAUGUCUUUGUCUUAAUAUAUUUACAGCUGUACUCUCUUGUACUGUCUGCUGCAAACUGUGGAUAUAUAUAUUUUUUAGUUUUUUUUGUUUCUGUCUAUGUCUGUGGUGUGGGGGGGGGCAGUAGACGAAGCUUAGGUUCAUGUCCUUUUAAGAUGCAGUGAUGCUCUCCUAGAGGUGCAUGUAAACCAAACUAAGUGUGUUGACAAUGCAGAGCUGUGUAUGAAAACAUCAUAGUGACUUUUAAAAAAAAAGAAAAAAAAAAAGACAAACACCACUCUAAUGUUUUCUAAUGAUUUACUAGUUUGUUUAGUCGGAUUUUGUUUUUUUUUUUACCUGUAUUGGUCUUAAUUUUCAGCCACAUGUGGAUAAAGUAAAACAAAUAUCAAGAGUACAUUUAUUUCAGCUAUUUAAGUUGCAAAGUGAAAUUUAAAUAUGGAUUCACAGCACACAAUCUGAUGUAUUUCAAGUGUGAUCUGUUUUCUGUUCAUUUUGAUCGUUUUUAGCUCGCAGGUGAUGAAAAACAAAAAUUCAGUUUCUCAGAAAACAGAAAUGUUAUGACCAUGUGGUUGUCUCCUCAAUCAUGGAGCUGUUGAUUUUACAGUUGUCCAACAGGCAGUCUUUGAAGCCCACCACAAAAAGUAAUUGCUAAAGAAGCAAGGUGUGAUUUAUCCCUCCACUCAACUUUCCCUUAAACUUUAGCAUACAGCACUUUGUGAACAGGCAGCUUCUUUAGCAAUGAUCCCUGUUGCUUAUGCACCUUUUUCCUUUAAAAUUUCCCUUCCAUUUAACUCUCCAUUAACAUUCUUGCAUACAGCAUUUUGUGAAAAAGCAGCUUCUUUAGCAUCGACCCCUGCUGCAUGUCCCCCUUUCUCCGCCGCACUUCUUUCCUCCACUUAAUUUUCCAUCACCAUUCUUGCAUACAGCGCUCUCUGAACAGUAAAACUUUGUGGCUUCCCUUAAUUAGUCGGUGACCGACGCCUGGACAACUGUCAGCAGUUUGGCCAUGAGUUCAUAUGCCGUGACAUUUUAUAUACAACUAAUUCUGUACAACAUAUGAAUUUUACUUUUGGAAUUACAGUAUUAUUCUCAUUUAUUGAGUCACACUUGUUGAGCUUCUCUGUCCCACUCUACAAACUCCAUAUAAUGCAUUUGAAGAUUUUUUUUUUUAAUGCAUUUGGGUGGCCAUUUUGAUAACUGUUUUUAAAUUCUCAUUGAUUUGUGAUUUGAUUUCACCUCAAGCAGUGUGACAUUAGCAAAAUGCAAGUCAUUGAGAGACACUGAUUAAACUAUAAAGGGCUUCUUAAUCAAUCAGUCUUUAUUGAAUUGUGAUGACCUUGUUGCAUGUUUGUGUGUUCCUUGUGGAAAAAAAUAAAUAAAUGUGCCCUUGGGGGCUCUGGGGGAUUUUCUCA